GGGCGAUCCUCCCUCCUCGGCCUCCCUCCCGGAUUAGCCGACAGGCCUGAGCCUCCCCGGCGCCGGGCCCAGGCUGGGCCUCCCUAACCGGCCUCUCUUCCUGUCCCUCCAGGGCCCUGAUGUUCGUGUCCCACGGCGCCGGGGAGCACUGCGGCCGCUACCGAGAGCUGGCACAGAUGCUGGCCGGGCUGGACCUGCUGGUCUUUGCCCACGACCACGUCGGCCACGGCCAGAGCGGAGGGGACAGGAUGGUGGUGUCCGACUUCCACGUCUUCGUCAGGGACGUCCUGCAACACGUGGACGCCGUGCAGAGGGACCACCCCGGGCUCCCCGUCUUCCUCCUGGGCCACUCCAUGGGAGGAGCCAUCGCCAUCCUCACCGCGGCCGAGAGGCCCGGCCUCUUCUCGGGGAUGGUCCUCAUCUCGCCCCUGGUCCUGGCCAGCCCGGAGUCGGCCACCACCUUCAAGGUCCUGGCCGCCAAAGUCCUCAACCUGGUCCUCCCCAACCUGUCCCUGGGCCCCAUUGACUCCAGCGUGCUGUCUCGGAACAAGGCCGAGGUGGAGCUGUACAACGCGGACCCCCUCAUCUGCCGGGCGGGGCUGAAGGUGUCCUUCGGCAUGCAGCUGCUCAACGCGGUGGCCCGGGUGGAGCGGGCCCUGCCCCGCCUCACGCUGCCCUUCCUGCUGCUCCAGGGCUCGGCCGACCGGCUCUGCGACAGCAAGGGCGCCUACCUGCUCAUGGAGGGCGCCAAGAGCCAGGACAAGACCCUCAAGAUCUACGAAGGAGCCUACCACGUCCUGCACAAGGAGCUGCCCGAGGUCACCGGCUCCGUCUUCCAGGAAAUCAAGCUGUGGGUGUCGCAGAGGACGGCCGGGGCCCGGUCCCUGCCCUGAACCCCCCGGCCCACGGCCUGGGGUGGGGACACGGGGCAGAGAGCGAUGUCUUGCAGAAAAAAGAAAAAAAAAAAAAAAAAAG
Messenger RNA from Microcebus murinus (gray mouse lemur), 975 nucleotides. NCBI's taxonomy places the organism in Eukaryota, Metazoa, Chordata, Mammalia, Primates, Cheirogaleidae. The record is from RefSeq and is a predicted model, not a curated record.